AUGAGUGGCAUUCAAUUCGAUCCGGAUCGGGACAUUCCAGCGCUGUCUGGCAAGGUCAUCCUUAUAACAGGGGGCAACAGUGGACUCGGGAAAGAGUCCAUCCUUCAGCUGGCCAAGCAUGACCCAGCCAACAUCUUCAUGGGUGCUCGAAGUGAGACAAAAGCUGGAGAAGCUAUUGAAGAUAUCAAGAAGAUCGUUCCGAAUGCAAAAGUCCAGUUCCUCCAGCUCGACCUUUCGUCGUUCGACUCGGUGCGGAACGCCGCCAACCAAGUUCUGGCGUCUUCUGAGCGUCUCGACGUCCUCAUGAACAACGCCGGUAUCAUGGCCACUCCGGCUGCUGUCACGAAAGAGGGAUACGAGAUUCAGUUCGGUACGAAUCACAUGGGGCACGCCCUGCUCACAAAGUUGUUGCUGCCUCUUCUUGAGAGGACCGCCGCUCGUCCCGACGGUGACGUGCGAAUCAUCAACUUGAGCUCCAAUGCUGCGGACAAUCAGGCGCCCAAGGAGGGCCUUAUUCUAUCUGAUGUCAAAUCGCCAAUGUUUGCUAUGAGCACCUGGGCUCGCUAUGGUCAAUCCAAGAUUGCCAAUGUCUACUUCACCCAGCAGCUUGCAAAACGCUACCCCCAGAUCAAAUCUGUCGCCAUCCACCCAGGCAUUGUCAACACGAAUCUGACGUCGGGGCCGAAACAUUCCUUCAAGAUCAUGAUCCCCAUUCUCUUUGUCGUUAGCCGACUCUUCUUCACUCCUGUCAAAUAUGGAGUUUUGAACCAGCUUUGGGCUGCGACCGCCAAGAGCGAGGAUGUGAAGCAAGGCGGCUUUUAUUAUCCGGUUGGGGUGGAAUUCAACGGCAAGCCCAUCUUGGCCAGUGAGAAGCUGUCGGAUGCUUUGUGGGAUUUCACGGAGAAGGAGAUCAAGGCACACGGGUAUUAG
Molecule: messenger RNA, 930 nt
Organism: Ilyonectria robusta
Lineage: Eukaryota; Fungi; Ascomycota; Sordariomycetes; Hypocreales; Nectriaceae
Exons: 1
Coding region: 1-930 (309 amino acids)
Source: RefSeq, a predicted model, not a curated record